UGGCUAUGUGCAUUGUGCUGUGAUCCCUACUGUUGGGUGCUGUGAGGAAAGCUCAGGCAAGCUCCGAAGCUGCGACAUGAAUGCAAUGACCUAUGAUGAUGUGCAUGUGAACUUCACUCAAGAAGAAUGGGCUUUGUUGGAUCCUUCACAGAAGAGUCUCUACAAAGAUGUCAUGCUGGAGACCUACAAAAACCUCACUGCUAUAGGCUACAAUUGGGAAGACCAUAAUAUUGAAGAACAUUGUCAAGGUUCUAGAAGACAUGCAAGGCAUGAAAGAAGUCGUACUGGAGAGAAACCUUACAAAUGUAAUGAAUGUGAUAAAUCCUUUUCACGACACUGUAGUCUCCGAAUACAUAAAACAACACAUACUGGAGAGAAACCUUAUAAAUGUAAGCAAUGUGGUAAAUCUUUUGCUUCUCAUGGUCAACUUCAAAGGCAUGAAAUAAUUCAUACUGGAGAGAAACCUUAUAAAUGUAAUCAGUGUGGUAAAGCCUUUGUAUGUCACAGUAAUCUCCGAAUACAUAAAAGAACACAUACUGGAGAGAAACCUUAUAGAUGUAAUCAGUGUGGUAAAGCCUUUGCAUGUCACAGUAAUCUCCGAAUACAUAAAAGAACACAUACUGGAGAGAAACCUUAUGAAUGUGAGCAAUGUGGUAAAGCCUUUGCCUAUCAAGAUUAUCUUCAAAUACAUAAAAGAACACAUACUGGAGAGAAACCCUAUGACUGUAAUCAAUGUGAUAAAGCCUUUGCAUGUCACAAUAGUCUCCGAAGACAUAAAAGAACACAUACUGGAGAGAAACCCUACAAAUGUAACCAAUGUAGUAAAGCCUUUGCAAGUCACGGAAAUCUCCGAAUACAUAAAAGAACUCAUACUGGAGAGAAACCUUACAAAUGUAAUCAGUGUGGUAAAGCUUUUGCAUAUCAUAGUUAUCUUCAAAUACAUAAAAGAACACACACUGGAGAGAAACCCUACAAAUGUAACCAAUGUGGUAAAGCCUUUGCAUAUCGUUGUGAACUUCAAAGACAUGAAAGAAUUCAUACUGGAGAGAAACCUUACAAAUGUAAUCAAUGUGGUAAAUCUUUUGCAUAUCACAGUAGUCUCCGAAUACAUAAAAGAACACAUACUGGAGAGAAACCAUAUGAAUGUCAUCAAUGUGGUGAAGCUUUUUCAUAUCUUUAUGAACUUCAAAGACAUGAAAGAAUUCAUACUGGAGAGAAUCCUUACAAAUGUAAUCAAUGUAGUAAAGCCUUUGCAUGUCACGGUAGUCUCCAAAUACAUAAAAGAACACAUACUGAAGAGAAACCGUAUGAAUGUAAUCAAUGUGGUGAAGCCUUUCCAUAUCUUUAUAAACUUCAAAGACAUGAAAGAGUUCAUACUGGAGAGAAUACUUACAAAUGUUAUCAAUGUGGUAAAGCCUUUGUAUGUCAUGGUAGUCUCCAAAUACAUAGAAGAAAACAUAGAGGCGAGAAACCUUAUGAAUGUAAGCAAUGUGGUAAAGCCUUUGCCUAUCACGGUCGACUUCAAAGUCAUGAAAGAAUUCAUACUGAAGAGGAACUUUACAAAUGUAAUCAAUGUGGUAAAGCCUUUGCAUGUCAUAGUAAUCUCCAAAGACAUAAAGGAACACAUACUGGAGAGAAACCUUAUGAAUAUGUUUAAUAUAGUGAAGCCUUUGCAUACUUUUAUAGUCCUUAUUAUCACAAAAGUAUUCAUUCUGGA
Messenger RNA from Arvicanthis niloticus (Nile rat), 1717 nucleotides. RefSeq lists its product as uncharacterized. The record is from RefSeq and is a predicted model, not a curated record. NCBI's taxonomy places the organism in Eukaryota, Metazoa, Chordata, Mammalia, Rodentia, Muridae. Gene Ontology annotation, cellular component: nucleus. Gene Ontology annotation, biological process: regulation of DNA-templated transcription.